Molecule: messenger RNA, 3209 nt
Organism: Myripristis murdjan (pinecone soldierfish)
Lineage: Eukaryota; Metazoa; Chordata; Actinopteri; Holocentriformes; Holocentridae
Gene: acss3
Product: acyl-CoA synthetase short chain family member 3
Exons: 16
Coding region: 151-2238 (695 amino acids)
Cellular component (GO): mitochondrial matrix
Molecular function (GO): propionate-CoA ligase activity
Source: RefSeq, a predicted model, not a curated record
GAAACUCUCUCCCCUGACGCCGGCCUCUGAUGACGUCUCCUGCACGAGCCGGACCUCAGUAAGCAGCGGGUCGCUCACCUGCGGGAAAACCCGGAAUAAGUUCGACUUCCACGCGCAGCCUUCAAGUUUUCACGUCGGGGCACCGCGGCCAUGCACUGCCAAGUCAAAGUCAUCCUGCGCCUGAGUCACCUCGCGUCCGUCCAGCGCAGGAGGAUACCCGGGAGGAAAUUAUGGACCCUUGCCUCGCAACGUGACAUGAGAGCGGGCUGUGUUGCGUCCGCACGCGCCUUCAGCAAACACUUGGCCUCGCAGUGCAGCAGGGGCUGUGCGUCCGACGCGGCGUACGGGCGAGCCUUCGCCUCAGCCAGGGAUAACCCCGAGCACUUCUGGGCUCAAGUGGGACGCGAUAUUAACUGGUUUGAGCCGUGGACUAAAACUCUGCAUGUUGAGGAUCCAGUUUACCCCGACUGGUUUGUAGGGGGGAAGCUGAACAUGUGCCACAAUGCAGUGGAUCGUCAUGUGGAAGGCGGCCGCGGAGAGCAACCUGCCAUCAUUUACGACAGCCCUGUGACCGGAACAAAGCAGAUCAUCACGUUUAGGGAGCUCCAAGACCAGGUCUCCAGACUAGCUCAAGUCUUGGUGAAGCACGGGGUGCGGAAAGGAGAUCUGGUGGUCAUCUACAUGCCCAUGGUGCCCCAGGCCAUGUUCACCAUGCUGGCGUGCGCUCGGAUUGGUGCGCCACACAGCCUCAUCUUUGGUGGCUUCGCCUCUAAGGAGCUUUCCGUUCGCAUCAGCCAUGCCAAGCCUAAGAUGAUGGUGACGGCCUCGUUUGGCAUCGAGCCAGGCCGGAGAGUGGAGUACAUCCCUCUGGUGGAGAAGGCCCUGGAGCUGAGCUCUCACAAGCCCUCGAAAGUCCUCAUCUACAACAGGCCCAAUAUGGAGAAAGUGUCGCUGAGUCCGGAGUUGACUCUGGACUGGGAGGAGGAGAUGGCCACGGCUCGGCCCCACGACUGUGUUCCUCUCCCCUCUAACCACCCUCUCUAUGUCCUCUAUACGUCUGGGACCACUGGAACACCUAAGGGCAUCGUGCGAGACACUGCGGGCUACGCUGUGAUGCUGAAGUGGACCAUGUCAAAUAUUUAUGGGCUCAGUCCCGGAGAUGUGUGGUGGGCGGCAUCUGACCUGGGCUGGGUGGUUGGCCAUUCCUACAUCUGCUAUGCCCCCCUCCUGCAUGGCAACACCACUAUCCUCUAUGAGGGGAAGCCUGUGGGGACUCCAGACCCCGGGGCGUUUUUCCGUGUCCUGUCUGAGCAUGGAGCCUCCUCCAUGUUCACGGCGCCCACCGCCAUCCGAGCCAUUCGCCAGCAGGAUCCCAAUGCUGUGGUGGGGGGAAAAUACCCCCUGACUAGGUUGCGGAGUUUGUUCUUGGCAGGAGAGCGCUGCGAUGUGGAGACACUGGAAUGGGCCAAGAGGAGCUUCGGGGUUCCCGUCCUGGACCACUGGUGGCAGACCGAGACUGGCUCAGCCAUAACCUCCUCCUGUAUCGGUUUGGGGAACUCGCUUACGCCCCCUGCAGGACAGGCCGGCAAACCUGUCCCAGGUUACAAUGUCACAGUGAUCAGCGAUGACAUGCAGGAGGUGAAGCCAAAAAUGCUGGGGAAUAUUGUGGUGAGGCUACCUCUACCACCUGGAGCAGCACUGUCGCUGUGGCAGAACAAGCAGCUGUUCAAGGAGCUGUAUUUCACUAAGUUCCCGGGCUACUAUGACACCAUGGACGCAGGCUUUGUGGAUGACGAGGGCUUCCUGUACAUCAUGUCCCGCUCUGAUGAUGUCAUCAACGUGGCCGGCCACAGGCUGUCAGCCGGGGCGCUGGAGGAGUCCGUGCUGCAGCACCCCGGGGUGGUGGACUGCGCUGUGGUAGGCCUAGAGGACGCUCUGAAGGGCCACGUCCCGUUGGCCCUGUGUGUACUGAAGAACGAUGUGCACAAGAGCAGGGAGGAGAUAGUGAAUGAGAUGGUGAAUCUGGUGAGAGAGAGCAUCGGGCCGGUCGCUGCCUUCAGGAAAGUGCUGUUUGUCCGAGGGCUGCCCAAGACGCGCUCGGGCAAGAUCCCUCGCUCCUCUUUAGCCAACCUGGUCAACGGCAAGCCAUACAAGAUCACUCCAACCAUUGAGGACCCAGAGGUGUUCAAGGACAUUGAGAGGCAGGUGGAGAAGGCUCUGAGGCCCGCUGGACUGUGAGCUCCACAUUGGAGUGACCGAACCCCCUAAGGACGCAAGUGUACAUGCAUAUUUACACCACGGACAGGGAGGCGCUCAUGAAGGCGAUUUUUAUGCAUUUUUCUAAACACUCCUAUCUUGAGUGUGUAGUUAUUGUGUAAUGAAUUGUGAAAGAUUAUGGGGCAGCUGGAGGAAGACAUUACUCGACCAAUAGUUUUAAAUCCUUAGCCUCCUUACAUCAUAUGUGGCUUAUAACUAGAGCUGGGUUCGGAGAUUUUAUAUAUUUUUAUGGCACCGAUGUGUUUUCAAUUUGUCAUUAUGAGCUACUGAGUGUAGAUUAAUGAGAGAAAAAAUGAAUUUAAACGAUUCUAGUAUCAGGCUGCAACAUAACAAAAGUAAAAGAGGUGAAGGGCGUUUGAAUGCACUGUACAUAUGGCAUAAAAAAAUGCCAUUGUACUGAAAAUCAUUACCCAUAUUGCCCAAUUUCAGUACCAUCAGCAUCACUGAGCCAAAAAGCAUGCAGUAUGCCUGUACCAAGAUCUAAUAAUGUCAUAGAGGUAUGGAGGAAAAACACUACGGUACACCCAGAGACAUUAUAAAAUUGAGUUAUAGUGAUGCUUUAUCACUCAGGACCCACUGUUGAAGUUGUGGUAUUGGUACUGCUACCGGUAUGGAAAAUUUUGGAAUGACACCCAGCCCUAGUUAUAACAUGUAGUUUUUCAUGAUUGAAUCCCUAAAUCAAGUUAUACAACAUUUGUAUGUAAUUUGAUAAUUCUUACAUUCAUAAUUAAAGCACCGGAGGCGAGAUGCAGCUACAUGUUUGUACAGAAUAAGGCUCCUGUGGUAGAAAACAUACUAGUAAUCAUUUCUGAAUGACAAAAUAAUGAAGGCAACUCGUUCACUGACAGUAGUUUUCUUUUUAUUGACAAUGAAAAUUUGUUUGCUCACCACUUAGUUUUGACCAAAGUACAAGAAGUAAUAAAUAAAAAAAA